Messenger RNA from Oryzias melastigma (Indian medaka), 4591 nucleotides. RefSeq names its product disabled homolog 2-interacting protein. The transcript has 22 exons. The record is from RefSeq and is a predicted model, not a curated record. Lineage: Eukaryota; Metazoa; Chordata; Actinopteri; Beloniformes; Adrianichthyidae. Gene Ontology annotation, biological process: regulation of GTPase activity. Bases 37 to 3675 code for a protein of 1212 amino acids.
GUCUCCCCCUCGGGUUCCUCAGGACCUCCUGUCCCCAUGGAGCAGCUGGUUAAACACCUGUCCAGGUGUCAGCACCUGGGCUGGAUGAAUGUGAUCGAGUUGAAGAGCGCCUCCAUCCAUUGGCUGUCCUGUGGACGGAAGGCGGAGCCGGACAUUUGGACCAAGAUGUUCUGCAUCCUGACGAACUCCCAGCUGCUGAUGCUGGACGACCUGGAGGUUCAUCCUCUGCUGCUGGCUGAGAGGGCGGAGACUUGUACUGUGUGGUUGCUAAGAUACACCCUCCACGUGACCUCGGCCCCGCAUCACCCCGCCCACAAAGAUGGUGCAGACAGGCGGCUGCGCAGACAGAGCAUGCCCAGUGGUCCCGUCACAGACACGCCCACCACCAGAGUGACAGGUUUUCUGUCCCACAGACUGAAGCAGUCUCUGCGGCGCACCCGCUCCCAGCCCAAACUGUCCCGGCACAGGAGCCUGAGGGCUGACCCGCUCAACAGCACUGACACCAGGUGUGUGAUGCGGCGGCUGCGCUGUGGUAGCCAGGAAUCGUUGCUAAGCACCGGCUGUGUGUCAUCGCUCGAGCUCAGAAUGGACCAAUCAGUGAUCAUCAAACCCGUUCACUCCUCCCUGCUGGGGCAGGAUUACUGUUUUGAGGUGACGACCUCCACAGGUACCAAGUGCUUCUCCUGCCGCUCAGCAGCAGAAAGAGACAAAUGGAUGGAGAACCUGCGGCGGGCCGUCCACCCCAACAAGGACAACAGCCGGCGGCUGGAGAACGUGCUGACAGUGUGGGUGAUUGAGGCCAAAGAUCUGCCCGCCAAGAAAAGGUACUUCUGUGAGCUGUGUCUGGACGACAGCCUGUACGCCAGGACCUCCUGCAAGCUGAAGACGGACAACAUCUUCUGGGGCGAGCACUUCGACUUCUGCAGCCUCCCCUCCAUCAAUUCCAUCACGCUGCACCUGUACAAAGACACCGACAGGAAGAGGAAGAAGGACAAGAGCAGCUAUGUCGGCUUGGUCAACAUCCCCGUCUCCACGGUAACCGGCAGACAGCUGGUGGAGAAGUGGUACUCUGUGAGCACACCCAGUACAAUCCGGGGAAAGUCUUCGAUUCCGACUGUUCGGGUGAAGGCUCGCUACCAGAGCAUCAUCAUCUUACCCAUGGAGCAGUAUAAAGAGUUUGCAGAGUACAUCAGCUCCAACUAUCUGCUGCUCUGCUCAACUCUGGAGGCCUCCAUCAGUCUGAGGGCCAAGGAGGAGCUGGCUGCUGCACUCGUACACAUCCUGCACAGCACCGGCAAAGCCAAGGACUUCCUGACAGACUUGAUGAUGUCAGAGGUGGAUCGUUGCCGUGACAACGACCAGCUGAUCUUUAGGGAGAACACCCUGGCAACAAAAAGCAUUGAGGAAUACCUGAAACUGAUCGGUCAGAAGUACCUGCAGGAUGCACUCGGUGAGUUCAUCAAAGCUCUGUAUGAGUCCGACGAGAACUGUGAGGUCGACCCAUCGCGCUGCUCGACCUCUGACCUAGCAGAGCAUCAAGCUAACCUGAGGAUGUGCUGCGAGCUGGCGUUCUGCAAGAUCCUGGACUCGUACAGGGUCUUCCCCCGGGAGCUGAAGGAGGUGUUUGCAUCGUGGCGUCAGGAGUGCAGCAACCGCGGGCGGCCUGACAUCAGCGAGCGUCUGAUCAGCGCGUCGUUGUUCCUGCGUUUCCUGUGCCCCGCCGUCAUGUCGCCAUCGCUCUUUGACUUGAUGCAGGAGUAUCCCGACGAGCGCACAGCCAGGACGCUGACACUGAUCGCCAAAGUGAUCCAGAAUCUGGCCAACUUCAGCAAAUUUGGCACCAAAGAGGAGUACAUGCUGUUCAUGAAUGACUUUGUGGAACGGCAGUGGAGCAGCAUGCAGCGUUUCCUGCAGGAGAUCUCCAACCCAGACGGGUUGAACCACACGGCCGGCUUUGACGGAUACAUCGACCUGGGCCGGGAGCUGUCCAGCCUCCACACUCUGCUGACAGAGCUCGAUCAGUCGUGCCUGUCGAAGCUCAGUCCCCUUCCUCGGAUCCUCAGAGACGUGUCGGCAGCUCUGGCUAACCCGGGAGGCCUGGCCAGUGCAGGGGCUGCGUCAGUGUCAUCUCCAGAGCGACAGCGAAUGGUUUCUCCACCCCCUCUGUCUCCGCCCCCUCUGUCCCCGCCCCUUUCUCCUCCUCUGGCAGCCUGCAAUCCCUCUGUUGGCCUGCAGGGGGGCAUGGCACUGGACGGAGGCUUAGUAGACUUCACCAGACUUCCGUCUCCAACUCCAGAGAACAAAGAUUUGUUCUUCGUCACCAAGGGGUCGAGCCUGCAGCCUGCAUCAGGCAUGCGAGGCUCUCCAGCUCCAAGUUCAUCGUACUCAGAACCCAACGAGACCGAAGCUGGCUUUGAGAUGACCAACGGGAGCCGGAAAGAGGGGCCAGAACUCAGCCACGAAAGCCGCAGUCUGUCUCUGGUGGACCUCCAGGACUCCUCCCCCAGCGAGGUCCUCGAUGAUGUCCAGUGGCAGCGCAGGACGGGACUCCUCCCACUCUCCUUUCAGAAUCCCGUGUAUCACAUGACCACCACAUCGCCCCGCCAGCCGCAGCAGCAGACGGAUGCCACGCCCUCAGACGGUUCUGUGGGCUCGCAGGGAAACAUGGAAGACAGGAGCACCAUGGCAACCAAGCCGGCUUUCCUCACACAGAUGUCAGUGGGGCUGGGGGGUCCAGAGAGGGGGGAGCGGAUGUCAGCCAUGUCCAGCAGCAGCAGCGGCGAGGAGUACUCCAGAAGAGCGCUCUCUUUGACGGACACGCUCACAGGCGGCUCUGCACCCCCCCGGCAGAGCUCUUCUGGUCCUCAGAGGCGCAUUGAUCAGCCUCCUCCACCCUCCUCAGCCCCACCUGGACCUCCCCGAGGCCGAACACCUCCCAGCAUGCUCAGCGGUGCAGGCUCUGCCUACCCCCCGCGCCCCGCCUCCGGCAGCAUCAUGUCCUCAAGCCCCGAUUGGCCGACCAGUGGCCAGUCACGGCUCAGGCAGAUGUCGUCGUCCUCCAAAGGAGACAGCCCCGAGAAGCAGCGCUCCAACACCAAGGCUCCUUCUCCGUGCGCGCUGGACCGAACCGCCGCCUGGCUGCUCAACAUGAACUCUGCUUCGUCUUACGGUGAGGCCGAGGACGAUCGCCACGACGACGCCCUGGUGGAGAAGUACCAGCAGGAGAUCGCACUGCUUCAGGAGAAGCUACGGGUGGCGGCGCUGAGGCAGGAAGAGUGUGAGGCGCGCCUGAUGGUCCAGGACCAGCAGAACCAACGGAUGCUGCAGGAGUACCAGGCUCGGUUGGAGGACACAGAGAGCAGACUCAGAAGACUGCAGGACGACAAGGAUCUUCAGAUGAACAGCAUCAUUAGCAGGUUGAUGGCAGUGGAGGAAGAACUGAAGAAGGAUCACUCUGACAUGCAGGCUGUGGUGGACUCCAAGCAGAAGAUCAUAGAGGCUCAGGAAAAGAGGAUUGCAAGCCUGGAUGCGGCAAACACGCGUCUGAUGGCGGCACUGACCCAGCUAAAGGAGAGAUAUGCUGUGACAUCACAGAGGAACGGCUUGUCUCCUAGCAACACAUCGUCUCUGCAGAUUACAGAAAACGGGGAGUUUCGUAACUCUGGGAACUGCUGAGCUUCAGUUUCUGACCGUCUCUGCAGGGGCUUCACUUCCAGAACUAAUGAUUAACUCUAAAAUAUCUAAAUAGUUACCAGUCCGUGCUGAUGUAACCCCCCCAAUCAUUUCAACAGCCUGAUAGAAGGUUCCCCCACUUCCUGCUUUUGUUUUGCAUGUUCCUCCACAGGCAUCCAUGAUGUCCGGCUCUCCUUAUGUUUGGUACCUUCUGUAAAUAUCCAGAACCGCCUGACCCGGCUCCACCUGCAUGAGGCGUCAGUUAAAGGUAACAGACGUGGGCACGCUCAUCUGCAGCCGCCGCCGCCACCAUCCUUUAAAGUAAAGGACAGUCCCCCCCCCCCCCGAGGCGAGUCACUUCCGCCUAUUAUAGCACCGAGAAUGGAAGCAAUGAGAAAGUGUUAGACUAGCUCUAAACCUUCAAGUGACUGUGGUGACCUCUCUGGGCUUCCGUAGCGUUCAGACGUAGUCUCAGUGGAUCAGAUGAGCUCCUCCAGAGUUAGAGGUAGUUUGUGUUAUUUCAGAGUUUUAAUGUACACACCAGAUUUUAUUGUAAAUCAGUAAGAACUUGAACUUGUGAAGAGUUUGUGAACACACACACACACACACACACAGGUCUUUCUAUUGUUGUAAGGUUUUCCACUGACAUUCCGAUGCUCUUCAUCCUUUCUGCUGAGGAUCCGAAGCUGUCCCGAAAGUCGAGUCUGUACCUGCAGAAGGAAGCUGAAUGUCCUCCCAGAGCUGUUCAGGAGCUGGUCCUCGCAGCAUAGAAAGACGCGUCCAAACACAGUCUGUGUUCACUGUGGCUCCUGUCUGUUCCUGUAAUGAUGAGUUCUCUCCCAGAUUCUUGUGUUGUUAUUUAUCUGAAGCAGUAUUUAUAAGAUGACUCGCUUAAAUAAAACAAUACACUCUUACUUUU